AUGGCAUCUCAAGUGGUUAAAAAAAGAAUGGCUGAUCCCUUCCCAAUUUCCAAAAGGGAGAAGUUGCCAAUUAAAGUUUUGAGAUAUGUCUGUUUCAAAAGGAAGCGGCACCUGAGUCCCCCGGAAGAGCUACAUAGAACCAGAUACUACUACAGCUAUGCCAGCUUUCUAUCUCAGUGUACCUACUGGUGGAUGAACCGUUUGUUAUCUAAAGGUUAUAAAAAACCUCUAGAGUUAAAAGACCUUGGAAAAUUGCCAGAGGCUGAGUGGACAGUGACCAAUUAUAAGAAACUAAAGAGUGUGUUCCAGGCAGAAAAGAUUAAGUCUGAGUCAGAACAAGACAAGUUCUCCUUAAUCCACUGCUAUGGGCGAGUCACAUGGCCUAUGCUUUGUCUGUCUGGCUUCUACAGGCUGGCGGGCGACCUGCUCCAAUUUGCAGCUCCUUUGUGCAUAAGUGGCAUCGUGACUUAUGUUACUGUGGAGAAUGGUAGAGCCAGUGAAAUGAAAAAUCCAGCCAUUCGAAAUAAUAGCACAGCAUCAAGCACUUUAGAUUUAGAACGUCCACAGCACAACCUGUAUGUUUCACCAGCUGAAUUUGUCACAAAUGGUUAUGUGCUGGCUAUGCUGUUGUUCCUGGCGUCAUUGGUCAUGAGCACCUUCUUGCAGAACUCUCAUUUUCUGCUUAUUCGAGAAGGUGCUAGAAUCAAAGUAGCUCUGCAGGCAAUGAUUUAUGAAAAGACCUUACAGCUGUCGAGCUGUCCAAUAAAUAGUGGGCAGAUAACGAGCGGACAGAUCUCAAACUACAUGUCCAAUGAUGUCAGCAUCAUCUGUAUGGCUUUCUCAUUGUUUCACCACGUAUGGGCAAUGCCAUUAUUGGUAAUCCUGUGCUUGAUAAUGCUGCACAGCCAAAUGGGUUACAGUGCAGUGAUUGGUGGUUGUGUGGUCUUCAUACUGACCCCAAUACAGUAUAAGGUGGCAUCAUAUGCUGCAUUUAUAAAUCAAGAUAUCAUGACCAGACAGCCAGAUUACAUAGAGAGCUGA
Molecule: messenger RNA, 1041 nt
Organism: Lingula anatina
Lineage: Eukaryota; Metazoa; Brachiopoda; Lingulata; Lingulida; Lingulidae
Product: ATP-binding cassette sub-family C member 9
Biological process (GO): transmembrane transport; potassium ion transport
Cellular component (GO): membrane
Molecular function (GO): ATP hydrolysis activity; sulfonylurea receptor activity; ABC-type transporter activity
Source: RefSeq, a predicted model, not a curated record